Molecule: messenger RNA, 411 nt
Organism: Vicia faba (fava bean)
Lineage: Eukaryota; Viridiplantae; Streptophyta; Magnoliopsida; Fabales; Fabaceae
Source: the annotation of a GenBank genome assembly
AUGAGGGAUUUCAUAUUGGUGUAUAGAACAUUGAACGAAGUACUAAAUGGUGAAGAAGACACAAUGACAGCAAAACGCUUGAAUCUUCUGUUUAUUGUUUUUAUGGUUGGACUUAUAUAUUGGCACUUACAUUCAGCAUUUAGGAUUUCACGUGUCUUUAUGUUUCAAACAAUGAGACUGCAGGAGCAUUUGUGCCAGCACAUAUAUUAUAUGAUGCAUUCCAUGGAAAUAUCACAAUUUUACAGGAGUAAUAGUUCUACUAUUUAUCAUUUGAGGUUUAUGCACUGUCUAGAGAUAAGGGAGUGCCCUUUUCGUUCUUAUGGCAAAAACUGCAUCCAAAACAUAAGGUUCCUACAAAUGUUGUAUGGCUAUGUGCUGCAAUAUGCAUUCUUCUUAGUCUACCAAUAUUGA